AAGGAUCUGUGAAGAUUAUCCACUCGAACAGAUCUUCAGCCGUGUGAUAUUAUAUUUCUUCGAAGAUAGAUAUACUUUACUGUUAUUUGGAUCAAGGCAGAAAAUAUGGACAGGGCAUUAGUUUCUUCCGUCUGAAUCCAACAUCAUCAUGAAGGUAUUCGUUAUACUCGCACUUUUUAUGGUUAGUCGAGCUGCAGGAUUAACAGAUGAUCGGAGAGAGGUGACUCCAUUAUAUCGCCAACAGACAAGCCGUUUUGGCGCCCGUUCGACGGAGGGAAUAGAUUUUUACCAUUCAUUUUCUGAAGAUGGCAGCAGAUUGGAGCCUGAAAAUCGUAGACAAUUCGAUCCUGAAAGUAGCCGUUAUUUCCCGAAUGCUCCGAGUUAUUCAGAAUUACCCAAUUAUUCUAUGGAAAGAGACCCGGAAUCGGAUUACCAACCGACACCAUUCAAAUUCGUCUAUCAGCCAUUGAUCUAUAAUCCAUACACUUACAAUUACAUGUCUGCUGCUAUGAGAAAUUAUCAUUAUCAGCUAUUUUGACGAAUUAAUUGCAU
Centruroides sculpturatus (bark scorpion) is the source of this 552-nucleotide messenger RNA. RefSeq lists its product as uncharacterized. The transcript has 4 exons. Bases 149 to 538 code for a protein of 129 amino acids. The record is from RefSeq and is a predicted model, not a curated record. NCBI's taxonomy places the organism in Eukaryota, Metazoa, Arthropoda, Arachnida, Scorpiones, Buthidae.